Messenger RNA from Owenia fusiformis, 956 nucleotides. NCBI's taxonomy places the organism in Eukaryota, Metazoa, Annelida, Polychaeta, Sabellida, Oweniidae. The record is from the annotation of a GenBank genome assembly.
GAAGGGAGUGUCAUUCUCUGCGAGAUACUAAUUAACUUUAUCUAGAAUAUUGUCUAGAGGUUCAAACAAAAUCAAAAUAUAAAAGUAAUUUAUUCAAUAGCCUAUUUAUUCCCUGCUUUGACGAGAUAUUGCUUUUGUAUGUGCAAUAAACGAAUUACAAGUUGUAUUCAAAAUGAUUCAACUCUCGCAUAUCGCCGCGAGAAGAUCGUCCUCCAUUUUGGCUGAAGCUCGAAAAUAUAUAAAUCAGAUUUCAGAAUGCUGACUAGGGUUUUAUUGAAGGUCAGCCAGGCUGGGCAGUGUGUGCGAACUCAGUUUUCACGAAAUCUGGGAGUCAGCGCUGUCGUCACACAAAAAGCACAGGCCAACCUAGAUCCUAUUCAACAAUUAUUCUUAGAAAAAGUUAGAGACUAUUCAAAACAGAGCAAGGCAGCUGGAGGUAAACUGGUAGGAGCCUCCCCAGAUGUAGAGAAGCAACUAGAUGAACAGUUAGCAAAAAUAGACAGAGUUUACAAUGCCAAGGGUCAAGAUAUGACUAAAUUCCCAGCCUUAAACUUUCAAGAUCUCCCUCUGGAGCCCCCAGGAAUUGAGGUGUCAAAGGAGAGUGCUGAUGCCCAUGUUACCCCCCUUGUCAACCUUACAAGCUCUGAAUCUGAGGCAGAUGACCCUAACAAACCAUACUUUGAGAUGUAACAUACAACAAUUUAGGAAAAUUCUAGCUACAGACUUAUGUAAUAUAGCAUACAAAUAGACACUAAUUUAUAUACGAUGUUCAGUGAUUGUGAAACCAGUUCAACAAAGAGGUUGCCAAAAUUUGAGUACAAUAUACUGUGUUAGAUUGAGCGCAAUGUAGGAAUGAUCAGACUCUUGUUUUCAUUAAUAUGUAGGGUUAUUCUCGGGACAUUGUGCAUGCUUCACAUGUAGUAGUAACAGAAGUGUUUUAAUAAAUAAGAAAACAU